Messenger RNA from Rhinolophus ferrumequinum (greater horseshoe bat), 1232 nucleotides. It is a transcript of the gene DMRT1, whose product is annotated as doublesex and mab-3 related transcription factor 1. The transcript is spliced from 5 exons. NCBI's taxonomy places the organism in Eukaryota, Metazoa, Chordata, Mammalia, Chiroptera, Rhinolophidae. Gene Ontology annotation, biological process: sex differentiation; regulation of transcription by RNA polymerase II. Gene Ontology annotation, molecular function: RNA polymerase II cis-regulatory region sequence-specific DNA binding; DNA-binding transcription factor activity, RNA polymerase II-specific. The record is from RefSeq and is a predicted model, not a curated record. Bases 129 to 1232 code for a protein of 367 amino acids. Gene Ontology annotation, cellular component: nucleus.
CUCCAGCUGCAGUGCACACGCUUCCAGCGCCUUCUCUGGAGCCUCGCCGUCGGCUGGGCUUUUUUCCCUUGCAGCAGUCUCCAGACCCGAGAGGCGGCCGGAGUCCUUGCGCUUCUCUUUGGGGCAACAUGCCCAACGACGACGCAUUCAGCAAGCCCUCGGCACCGUCGGAGGCCCCGCACGCCCCCGGGGCACCGCCGCAGGGCAAGGGCGGCUUCGGCAAAGGAGCCGGGGCGUUGCCGGGGACGGCGGGCGCCGGGGGCAGCGGCGGCGGCUCCGGCUCCGGGACGUCGGGCAUGGGCGCUGCGAGCAAGAAGUCCCCGCGGCUGCCCAAGUGCGCGCGAUGCAGGAACCACGGCUACGCGUCGCCGCUCAAGGGCCACAAGCGCUUCUGCAUGUGGCGGGACUGCCAGUGCAAGAAGUGCAACCUGAUCGCCGAGAGACAGCGCGUGAUGGCCGCGCAGGUGGCCCUGAGAAGGCAGCAGGCCCAGGAGGAGGAACUGGGGAUCAGCCACCCCAUCCCACUGCCCAGCACUGCCGAGCUGCUUGUCAAGAGAGAGAACAACAGCAGCAACCCAUGCCUGAUGAUUGAGAACAGCAGCUCCUCGCAGCCCCUGCCGGCCAGCACCACCAGCACUGCAGCUUCAGAGGGACGUAUGGUCAUCCAGGAUAUUCCUGCUGUCACCAGCAGAGGGCAUGUGGAGAACACACCUGAUCUGGUUUCGGACUCGACCUACUACAGCAGCUUCUACCAGCCGUCCCUGUUUCCUUACUACAACAAUCUGUACAACUACCCACAGUACUCCAUGGCCUUGGCUGCUGAUUCCACUUCUGGGGAUGUGGGAAGCCCCCUCGGGGGGUCCCCCGUGAAGAACAGCCUUCGGAGCCUCCCAGCGCCUUAUGUGCCUGGUCAGACAGGAAACCAGUGGCAGAUGAAAACCUCGGAGAACCGCCAUGCAGUGAGUUCCCAGUACAGGAUGCACUCUUAUUACCCGCCUCCCUCCUACCUGGGCCAGAGCGUGUCCCAGAUUUUCACGUUUGAGGAUGGCCCUUCUUACAUGGAAGCCAAAGCGAGUGUAUUCUCGCCGCCCAGCAGUCAAGAUUCGGGCUUGGUUUCCCUCUCCAGCAGCUCUCCUAUUAGUAACGAGAGCACAAAGGGAGUGCUUGAAUGUGAGUCGGCCUCGGAGCCCAGCAGCUUCACGGUCACCCCCGUCAUCGAGGAGGAUGAGUAA